Molecule: messenger RNA, 702 nt
Organism: Prorocentrum cordatum
Lineage: Eukaryota; Dinophyceae; Prorocentrales; Prorocentraceae
Source: the annotation of a GenBank genome assembly
AGGAGGCCCUCUCGCCCGGGCAGCUAUCGAGGCAAACCACUGGGCUCGACGGCGCCGCGGGCGGCGGCGGUCUCGGCGGGCUGACGACGGCCAUGCUGCGGCACGUGCCCCUGAAGCUGAGCCAGGACCGACCGCCUCGCGAAGCUCCUGCGCCACUACGGUUUCGGUGGCCAGUUCGACUUCCUCUAUCCCACAGGGCGGGGGUCGGCGGACAUGCCGAUGGACGCGCGCAGGAAGACCAAUCGGGGCGUGGCCUUCGUGAAUCUCAUCUCUCCCGAGGUCGCCGAUAAGUUCUUCCACGUCUUCAACGGCCUGGAGCUGCCGGUGCCAGGGGGCUGCGAGAAGCCUCUUGUGAUCGCCGCCGCCGAAGUGCAGGGCUUCGCGGAGAACGCGGCGAAGCACGCGGACGGCGCGGCGGACAAGCGCGCGGCGGGUUCCCCGCUGUUCCUCCGCCCCGCCCCGCAGCGGCCGCCUGCGCGCGCGCCUCCCGCGCCGCCCGCGCUGGCGCUGCCGCUCGCUGGGGCGGUGGCCGCGCGGCCAGCGGAGGAGCCGAGCCGCGCAGCGCCGCAGCAUGCCGAGUCCAGGUUCUGCGGCUACUGCGGCCAGGGCAGGAGGACCAUGGACCACGCCUUCUGCCCAUUCUGCGGGGGCCGCUUCUGCUGAGGGGCCUCGGCGGGCGCCGGCGACUCAGGAGGGUGGGAG